AGAGCUGUGGCACCCGUAAUAUGGACGAUUUUCAUUUUAAAUUUGACCAGCAUCCAAAUUAGAAAUAAAUUUUUGUUUUUUUUUUUAUGAAAUCUUGUACAGAUUUAAAUAACAAAAUUUUUGUUUAGAACUGCUAACCAGAUACAAUAGCAAUGUGUUCUCCAUGUGGACCGUGCAGCCCCUGUGAUCCAUGCUGUGGGCCAUUCGAGUGUUCGCCCAAAUGCUACAAUUCGGCGCAAUUGGAGGCGCUGCCGCAAUGUGCACCACGGAUACCGCCACCGUUUCCCAAAUGCAUAACGGUGCAGCAGCCGCCGCGUCUCAUCUGCAAGAAGCGGGUCGUAUUCACCGAGAAAAUUGUGCCCGAGCCGAUGGUCGUGAAUCGUUGCCGCCAAAUCACCAUACCCAAAGUGGUCGACGCGACGCGUGUGAUCAAGGUGCCCAAACUGAUUUGGGUGUCGCAGAUGGUGCGGGAACCGCGCGUCAUCUACUAUCCAUCCAUGAUACCCGAUCCCUAUGUCGUCUGCUAUCCAAAGCGUGUCUGCGAGCCGCGCGAGGUCUGUCAAUCGAUACUGUGCCAGCCGAAGCCGCAGACCAUUGAUAUACCACCGCCGCGUGAGUAUUGCUGUUACCCAAACGGACCCAUCAACUAUAAGCCGAGUGCCGCCUGUCCGCCCUGCCCCAUUGGACCCUGUGCUCCAGGUGGCGCCUGUUGUCCAUUGCCCUGUUUCUCGACGAAUCAGUAUCCUGUUUGUGAGACACGUUGCGGACCCUGUGGACCAUGCGGACCCGGUGGACCUUGUGGACCCUGUGGACCAUGUGGACCGUGCGGACCCGGCGGUCCUUGUGGACCUUGUGGUGGACCCUGUGGACCUUGCGGACCAUAUGGUGGUAACUCUGGACCCGGCUGUUGGACACCCUGCGGUAGCUUGUAAUCUGUCAAUGUACAUAUACAUAUAUAUCCUCCUAUGUGUGAGCAUAAAUACCCGUACAUAUGGCCACGAGCUUAGCAUUAAAACAAUAAAUAUUUCCCUUAAAAUCGA
Molecule: messenger RNA, 1040 nt
Organism: Drosophila grimshawi
Lineage: Eukaryota; Metazoa; Arthropoda; Insecta; Diptera; Drosophilidae
Product: DBF4-type zinc finger-containing protein 2 homolog
Exons: 1
Coding region: 153-932 (259 amino acids)
Source: RefSeq, a predicted model, not a curated record